Messenger RNA from Sardina pilchardus (European sardine), 1698 nucleotides. It is a transcript of the gene fam177a1a, whose product is annotated as family with sequence similarity 177 member A1. The record is from RefSeq and is a predicted model, not a curated record. Lineage: Eukaryota; Metazoa; Chordata; Actinopteri; Clupeiformes; Clupeidae. The coding region runs from base 93 to 704 and encodes 203 amino acids. The transcript is spliced from 5 exons.
UCACUUCCAACACAACUACCUUGCACCUCCCCCGGCUUUCUGAAGUUAGCAAACCUAGCUAACCAGUGGUGGUGGUAGACGAGGAAGUGGAGAUGGCCGAAUUGUCACUUUAUCUCACAAACGUUAACAUAUCUGUGGGGCAAACUAUGGACAAAGAGAAGACUGCCAGUGUGGGGAAGGAUUUUGAGAAUGUAGAGCUUGGUGAUUUGGGCCUGAAAAAGCAAAAGGUUCCACGAAGAACCAUAUACUUUGCCAGUGGGGAGACUAUGGAGGAAUACAGUACAGAUGAAGAAGAGGAAGAGCCUGAGAAGAAGGAAGCAUUGACCACAACCGAUCCCUCAACACUCACAUGGGGCCCAUAUGUGUGGUUCCAAAUGUGGAGAAUGGCUACCUCAACUGUGUCCGUGUGUGAUUAUCUUGGUGAGAGACUGGCUGGACUCUUGGGUAUAACAUCACCGAAGUAUCAGUAUGCCAUUGAUGAGUACUACAGAAUGAGGAAGGAGGACGAGGAGGAAGAAGAAGAAAACCGUCUUGCUGAGGAGGCAGAGAGGAACUUCAACAACCAGGGGAACCAGGAGGGUCAGCCGCCCAGGGUGGAACAGCCGGAGACAAGCCCCUCGUUUGUGAACGUCACGUUUGAGCUGGAGCCAGAGCCUCACUCAGCACCUGAUGCUGUGCAUGUCCCUGCCCCUCUCCCCUCCUAAAGUCUAUGAUUAAACAGAUGUCAGUCUUUUAGUUAAAGAUCCUUUUUUGUUUGGUUUCUUUGCCGUUUGUAGAUUUGUUAACAUUCUGGACGUAAAAUGCAGUUUAGUAAUGAAAGUGUAGUGCGGAGGUAUACUGAAGAUUUAGCUUUCUUACCAGGGAAAUUAUAUUUUAUGUGCAAUGAUCAGUACUGUGAAGAUAUCCCAUAAUGUCCAGUGCUAGGUGAGCACCAACCUGUAGGUAUGUAAUGUAUUUACUGUCUAUUGUUUUUGUUACAAGUUUUCUAUGCAACUAAUGUAAUAUAUUUUUAUGUACGAUGCAUUGUUGAUGCAUGGCAAAGGUUAUUAUAGGUUUGUUUGCAAGUGCUGGCUUUAGGAGAUCAUUUCAAAAGGUACUUUUUGAAAAUUUGGGCUACAAUUCAUUCGUUUGAUUCUCUCAAAAUAGGCUGAAUUGUUUUUUUGAGUGCAGUAUUUGAGCAAACACAACCCCUUACUGUACUAUACACUAUAAGAAUUGCAUGGCCAAAAGUGCUGUUUCCUCUCCAAGGGCACGUUCAUGAUGUUCAAUCACACUGACAAUGCAUUGAGGCCCUUGGAAUACUUAACAGAGCAACUCUACCAUGUUGCCUUUUCUAUGUAGAUCAAUGUUCAUGUGUCAGUUGAAUAUUUGUCAUCGGAUGUUCUGAGGUCAUAUAACCUUAUGGAAUGCUCAUUUCAUGGAUUACGAAGUAUCAGUAGCUAGCCUGUUUGAAGUAGAAUGGUUCCUUUCAUUUACACGGACAAAAUGAUAAUCUGGAUCCUGGCGUGGAUUUGGAAUGUAAGGAUGGAUGAUGCCUUCAAUGUAAUCUGUAUUGUCCCACAUGAUUUAGAAAUUAAGUUUUCCACAUGAAAAGUAUCUUGCUUACUGUUGUAGUAAUUUCACAUAUCUGUAAUUAAGUAAAAAAGUUACUUUUAUUUAUGUUAAUAAAACAUUUUUGUACAUUCAAUAGAAAUACAA